AUGAUUCUGAGAGAAGUAGAAUCUGGUUCGAUUAAUGUAACGAAUUCAGAUGAGAACCGUCACCCACGUGUCACCGGACGUAUAGUUAAGCUUUAUUCGGGAUCCAAUCCAGAGCCAAUUACAUGUACUGAUGAAGGAUUUCGGGCGGAUCCUGUAGACUGUUCAAUAUUUUACCGCUGUAUAAAAACUAAGAGUGGUAAAUAUUCAGUACUUCGGUUUCAAUGCGGCCCGGGCACCGUCUAUGAUACUGAUACUGAAAGCAUCAAGCGUAGGGUCCAG
Messenger RNA from Iphiclides podalirius (scarce swallowtail), 279 nucleotides. NCBI's taxonomy places the organism in Eukaryota, Metazoa, Arthropoda, Insecta, Lepidoptera, Papilionidae. The record is from the annotation of a GenBank genome assembly.